Babjeviella inositovora NRRL Y-12698 is the source of this 3223-nucleotide messenger RNA. RefSeq lists its product as uncharacterized. The record is from RefSeq and is a predicted model, not a curated record. Lineage: Eukaryota; Fungi; Ascomycota; Pichiomycetes; Serinales. The coding region runs from base 403 to 3186 and encodes 927 amino acids. The transcript has a single exon.
AAGCUUCGGAGUUUAAUACAGGCCCUAGGGAAAGAAAAAAAAUAGAUUGCGUUAAGAGAUCCAGACUUGUUUGUUGAUCGGCAUUUGUUAUUUUUCGCCCAGUAUCACUCACCACUCACAAUACUUUUCUGCCAACGAAUUGCAGAACAUUGCAGGCUCCAGUUCACGUUACACCCUUUCAGGUACUGAGUAGGGUCGUAUACUCAUCAACUAUUUUCUUGAGCAUCAACCCAGUCUCUCGGGACAAUUCCAGUAUCAUAAAUACCGCGCUCGGCUGUUUCCGCGAAUACUAUUCCCUAAAUUUUGCGGGUCUGAGUAUUUUGCCUUCUCUUCAGCGUGAUAUUACACCCUUUACCUGCCUCACAUCAUUUACUCUUCCUAAAUCAUUAACAACCUCACACAAUGCCCAGGCCGGGUCGUUUCCAGCUAGCUACGUGUUUGGGAUCUGGGAUAGCCACGGUGGUGGCGCUGUUGUUGCUAGUGGUAUACCUACAUAAUGGCUUCGACAUCAUUCUUCUCCUUACCGUCGUAUCUGGCUUCCUUAUACCAGUAACCGGUGUUAUUGCCAGCAUUGCACCUCUCUUCCGCGCCAAAAGUCUUGGCCCCGCCUCCUAUAUCGUCUAUGCCCUCGCCGGAGGGUUCUACUUGGUUGCUGGUGUGAUGUUCAUCUCACGUGUGGUCAAUCAGGCAUAUCAAUUCCACUCCCAUCCCUUCUGGAAAGAUAUCGUAGUGCCUCUUUUCAUCAUCAACCAGUUCAUUUUCGGAGUUUCCGUUUCCAGCGGUCUCGGAUCCCUUCAGAUCGUCGCCUUUAGCGAAACCCGGUCUUCCCUUCCUCCUCUUGACGAGGAAGCCGCAGAUCUGGUUCAGUUCUACUCCACGGAGUACCAAUGUGAUGAGAAAGCCGGUUCCGACUCUAAGCCAAAGCCGUAUAUCUUGCAAACGUCCGACGAUGACGUCCAUACGAUGAUCGAGUCUUCUCUUAUCAAGCACCACUCCUCUGGCUUACUCUUUGGGGAAACCAACUGGAUGAGCACCACCCUCCCUCCUCUCAGAGGCGAGAUCAAGUCGAAAUCGGUGGACCUCAGACCGUCCCAAGGGUUCAAGAUGCCCCAGAGAUCGCUUUCCGUAUCCUUUGACAUGGCCAAAAAGCGGUCGGUAAAGGCGUUGAGACAGAAAUGGUCCCAUUCGAGGUUGUCUCUUCACGUCAUCCCCUCAGGAUCACUAGAUUCCAAGAGAGAGAGCCCCUCACACCAGUUGAAAACAACAUACACGACGCCGGAGGCGCUUCUAUCGCUGAUUGAGCUUUCCAGUUCCCACUAUAAUGACCCUAACGAAAUCCAGCAUACUUCUGCCCUGAUCCUCAACCUUGACGAUCGCCACUCGGCUUUGAUUCUCAAUCUAGACGAGUACACCAGUCUCGACCCCCUCCCCGAAUCCACCUCUUCGAUGAGUCUCUACACUACCAUGCUCUCUACCAAGGAAUCUUUCCGGAAAUCUAAAAAGCUGAAGAUCAACUUGGCAAACGAACGUAUGUUUUUGUCCAACAUCUCCAACUCGCUUCUCCCACCCUUUUUACAAAGUGGUCAUAGUUCGAUCAGCGAGUUUCAGCGGCACGGCGACUCGAUGGGUGACCCUCAACAAGUGUUUGAGUGGCCCCAGAGCCUGACGAAUCCGUCUGAGAGACAUUCCGAGGAGAAUUCUAAAACCCGUUAUGGAAAUCAUUCUGAGAGCCAUUAUGAAAGUCAUUUUGAAAGCCAUCAUGACCAUCCUGACCAUAUGCCUCGUACGUUUGAGGACCAGGCAAACAACUUCGAAAACGUUGUGCCUUUGGAAUCCCCACAGACCUUGAGGCCUCUCAGCUCACCCUGCCCACUGAGUAGCAUCCCCUCCUCCCAAAGCUCUUCCUUGCUCGUUAGUGCUGUUUCGUCCGGAACCACCGGAAUUAUCACCGGUGAGUCGCUUGAUGAUCUCUACCAGUCAAACUACUCCGGCUAUACCUACGGCCGGACGUCAGAUAUGACCAAGAGCGCCGAACAGGUGGCAGACGUCACCCUCACCUUGGACGAUGAGAUAUUGUUAAGUUGGGACAACCACGGAGAGAUCGAUGAGUUUGCCCAAACAGAGUUUGCCAAGUUUUCGUCCAUGCAUGAUCCCGCACAGCCCCGGGUCAGAUCUUCGAGUAGCGAACUGGCAGUGCAAAGUCUCGCGUUGGAACCGCUUCCAUUGCAAGCCCAAAAUAUUCUUGGGCUUUCUGUCUCCCUCCAGAACGUUUCUUCGACAACCACCGAUUUCCCCCACAAGGACUCCAGCAAAUGGGGUCACACCGCAUCUAGGCUCCAGAAUAUUUCGCCACUGAAGUGGCGCAGCAAUGCGGACAAGUGGCAGUCGCACCAGGAUCAAGUCAAAGAUUCCCGGGUGCUCAGCUUCCACAACGUCUUGCUCACCACGGGUGUCCUCACGGAAGAAGAGUUCACGCUCUCCAGACCGAACCUUGCGUUCCGGAACCGCUCUAACAGCUUUCCACCGCCAGCAUCGCGGUCUGUUUCUGACCACUCCAAGUCCAUAUCCAUUGACGUUGGAGUUGGCACUGAACACGAGGACAUCUCCGACGCCUACUUCUCAGAGUUAAACAGCGACUGGGGCAACGCUAUUUUGCGCAUGAGCACACCUCCGGCCCCAGCAACCGCCUUCGAGACACCCACCGGCUCCCCAAAGCACACCGGGUCGUCCUCUCUCAGCCCUGUGAGACGGUUUCUUUCCGAAAGCCCCAAGAGGUUGCGACGGAAGAUGAGCAUUACUUCCCAUCAGAGGGGAAGCAGCAACGUGGACUUGAGCUACGUGCGCCAGCUCCAAAGCAGCGGCGGCCACCACCGCAAACAGAGCUCGGUUGUGUCGUACCAGACGGUUUUAUCGUCGCAAACCAGCAUUAACCCCGCCAAAAGGGGUGCGAGAGGCCGCACCAAGUCGUCCGUUUCGACCAACUUGCUUGCUGCCAAGUCAUCGGCCGCAUUACACGCUGCGAAAACUAGUGUAAGCAAUUGGGAGCCCCAGCGUGACACUUCCUACCAAAGCAGUGACAAUUCUGAGCCCAGUCUCUAUCCCGAGGAUGUGGUGGGCGAGUACGACCGCGAAAAGUGGCGCACGAUCCAAAAGUUGAGGGAGGAGGAGAAGGUGUGGUACUGCUAGGUACGAGUAAUGAAUUUAAUGAUAAAGAUACCCGUUU